UCUUUUCGAACAUUUCAACAAAUUGUGCAUUGGAAAUGCAGACGAACAAGCGAUCGUGUCAACGUUUCCGCGUGAAAUGGCGUGGGCGUGCGUUUGCAGGUGUUCGUGAACGCGCAGGUAGCGCAGUUGGACUUGCAGCCGUCUUGUGAGCAUGCGCGUGUUUCUUUGAGCGCUCUGCUUGCUUCUUUUUUUUCCUCCCCCUUCGAUUUUUUUUUCUUGCUGUGGUUUUAACAUCACGUCCCUGCUGUGCUGAGUGUGUGGGCGUGCAUGUGUUUGUUUCCAGCCCUCACCACCACCACCAUCGGGCGGGCAGCUCUCAACUGCGGGCUUUCUUGCUGCAUGAAGCAACAAAAGGAAAAUAAAGAGUUCCCAAGUGUCAGCGCACGUCUCAGGUACGCGAUUGGAAGAAAGAGUGCAAAUCCAAAGUUCUGACCACGGAGCUCGCUCCAGAGGACGGCAACAGCAGCAGCAGCAGCAGCUCGGCUGGCUCAGCAGCACCCGCCCCCAUGUCUCUUUGAGUCGGGACCCGGACCCACCGUGGCCCAUGCGCUGUACCCGUUUCCCUCCCCGUCCUCCUCCUCCCGCAAGCUGACGCAGAACCCCAGGCACCUCCCUCCCCUCCCCCACCCCCACUCGGUCGCCAGCGACUCGCCGCCGCCCGCCAUGGCGCCCGGCACCGAGACGGUCCACUACAUCCAUCUGCACAAUUCCAGCCAGUCGGUGCUGGAGGCCCUGCGCACCCAACGGCGCGAGGGCCUCUUCUGCGACGUGACGGUGCGCAUCCACGACGCCUCGUUGCGGGCCCACGCCUGCGUCCUGGCGGCCGGCAGCCCCUUCUUCCAGGACAAGCUGCUCCUGGGCCACUCGGAGAUUUCCGUGCCACCCCUGGUUCCCGCCGAAACGGUCAAGCAGCUGGUGGACUUUAUGUACAGCGGCUCGCUGGUGGUGCUCCAGUCACAGGCGCUCUGCAUCCUCACCGCCGCCAGCAUCCUGCAGAUCAAGACGGUUAUCGACGAGUGCACGCAGAUCAUCUCGCAGAGGAAGGCGGCGAGUGCCGCCGCGGCGGCCGCGGCUGCCGCCGCUGCUGCGGCAGCCGGCGGGGGGAUGCUGGGCGGCGUCCUCCCCAAGCAAGAGGAGCGUGGUGGCGGGGGGAAAGGCAGGGAGAGUGGCGGGAGCUGCUCAGGCGGCGGCGGCGGAGGAUACUCCAACUUCCCCAACUUUAUGGUGGAGUGUAGCGCCAGUAACAUGGGCGGAGAGAGCGGGCCCGGCCCCAGGGUUCCGUCGCAAGUAUGGAAAGAACCCUGCGGCCCCAUGGAGCAGGCCAACAAUCUGAUGACGCUGGGCGACAUAGGCGCGGCGGCGUCCCUGUGCGGAGGCGGCGGCGGCGGCGAGGCUCUGGGCGGCGGCCUCAUGAAGCAGAGCCCCAGCUGCACGCAGGACGUUCGCUACAAGCUACGCGACCUGCUGGCGCAGACGGCCGACAACGGGGGCGCCGCCCAAGCCGGCAGCCUGUCGGCGAGCUGCAGCUCCGGCGUGGACAGCGUCGGGAGGGACGCUCUCCGCGGCAACGCCACCGACCUCUCCGACGCCCUGGUGGGCAUGGAGCACUUCAGUGAGGAGGAAGACUUGGACGGCAGGGAGCGCGGCAGAGACGGAGACCGGGACAGGGGGGCCGGCGGACACAGCCGCAAGCAGAGGCAGCCGCUCAGACUACAGGUGCUGGGAGGCGGAGGCGAGGGCGUGGUGGUGAAAGACGAGGGGGCGCAGGCGGCCGACGGGACGGCCUUCGCCCUGGAGGACGGCCGGCGGGACGGAGAGCAGGGAGGACCCCAGGGAGCCAUGGCGGGCUUCGGACAGGACUUCUACGAUGAGCAGGGCGUCUUCACCGAGAGCUUCUGGACGCAGAGCGAGCCUCCUCAAGCCAUGGGGUUUAAUCCCAGAGGACGGGUCAGCAAGCCUCUGACUCCGCCCCCGACCUCGCAGUCCAUCAAUAACCAGCUUCUUUUCCAGUACCCGGUCAGCCAGUCGCAGCCGCAGCCCUUCUACAUGGGCGGGAUGGACACCAUGGCGGGGGCGGAGCCCAACCAACAGGCGCCGCCGGCCCCCAUGACACCGGCGCCGCCCCCCGCCACCAACACGGCCGCCGUGCCCGCCCCCUGCUCUUCGGGCCCCUCGCCUUCCUCCCAAGGAUCCGAGACCUCCUUUGACUGCACGCACUGUGGCAAAUCGUUACGUUCCAGGAAGAAUUACAGCAAGCACAUGUUCAUCCACUCCGGUCAAAAACCUCACCAGUGCUCCAUCUGCUGGCGCUCCUUCUCCCUGCGCGACUACCUCCUCAAGCACAUGGUGGUGCACACGGGCGUGCGGGCCUUCCAGUGCACCAUGUGCGGCAAGCGCUUCACGCAGAAGAGCUCGCUCAACGUGCACAUGCGCACGCACCGCGCCGAGCGCACCUUCCAGUGCAACGUGUGCCAGCGGGCCUUCACCCACCGCACCCUGCUGGAGCGCCACGCGCUGCAGCACGCCGCGCCCGGACGCGCCGCCGACAUGACCUCGCCCGCCAAGCGUAGCCCUCCCGCCAUGGGGGGGCCCUCAGGUAUGGCCGGGGCGGCCGGCAUGGUGGGCGGCAUGGCCAACAUGCCGGGCCACGGCGCCGUGUCCAACUAGAGCCGCCGGCGAGGGGGGCGUGGCGCCGGGACGGAGAUGGGGGGCAGUGACUUGGCUAUAAAUUUGACUUGACUCUUGUUGGCUAAAUGAUUCCCAACUUUUUUUUUUAUAUAUUAGAAAAACAUCAAUGCACACUACCAAUUAAUUUUUUUUGCCAUUGCUUGUGACGAGAAUUUUCUUUUUUCCUUUUUUUUUUUUUUUUUUUUUUUUUUUUUUUUUUGCAUAUGUUACUACAGUUACUCUGUGUGCAAGAUUUUCCGACUUGACUCGAAUUCAACGACUCGCUUGACUCUGACCACGGUAACUCGGGACUGACUCCCCCACUGUACAAUUGGCACAUUUCCGACUUAGUCCCACCUCCGCCGAAUAGUCCGGAAACUUCCAACGUGGCUCCUGCAGAGGCUUUUUUUGGAACCCAACGCACAAAUCAUCAGGACCGGAUUUCCUCAUCGUCACUCUACUGAGCCCUCACGGCUAACAACCUCACAGUAUUAACCUACACUUGAACGCUUCCGCAACAAAACAAAAGCCUCUGCAGGAGCGCUGUCCGGACCAAGUACCGGCCGGGCCAGUCCUCGUAGGCGGCUUGGGUGGGUGCAUUGAGGGUGGGUGUUACGGGUGGGGGUGGGUUGGUGGUUAUCGGGUGGUGGGGAUCUUUGAGAAAGCUCCUGAGGAGGUUGGAAAGGUUUCAUUCACAAGCACUUCAUUUGCUCUGAAAACUUGACAGUGGAUCCACGGCAUGCUGGAGUGACUCGGAACCUCAAGCGAGAGCUCGUCAAAGGCCAAAAUAGUCGCUGUGCCCCGUUUUAGCCUUGCUAAUAUGUAGCCAAGCUUGCUAGCUCAUGUUAGCGUUACUCACGUUACUCGUUACUAAAGACUCCACCAAUGCGUUUAAGACGAAUGGAACGGCACUGAAUUGAAAAAUAUUCUGUGCCAGCAAAGUUCGAGGCGGGCUAUAUGCAAACGUAUAUUUGGUUCUGUUUUGGAUUUUUGAAAAUUCACUCCAUUUUGAGAUUUGGUGGACUCCUAAUUAGACCCCGUAACCAGUUCCCCCCCCAUAAUGGCAUGAAAUUUGAUACAGAUUUUCCAUCAAGAGUAGACCCACCAAAUAUUUGGUUGUUUCGAUUUUUUUUUUUUUGGUCCCACUGACAUGUUUUUAGGGGUGCUCUUGACCUUGGCAUAGCUCAUUUUGUUGAGACUCGAAUGAAUUGACUGUGAAUGAAACCCAGGGUGGAGUUGAAAUGAAAUUCACCUUCAUCCAUUAAGACACUUUGGGUCACAGUUCCUUCGGGCGUCUACCGGCUGCCCCCCGCAAUCAAAUACCUCGAAAUAGGAUGGACUCCAAAAUUAGGAAAUGUUUGAGAAACAUUUCAAGCGUAUAUUACACGCACGCACGCACGCACACACACAUACACACAUAGCUACAAUUACCUCGGUGGUCCAAAGACAGGCUUUUUUGUGUCAUAUUUGAAGCUACAACCGUUAAAGCUUAAAAGAUGGAUCCGUUUACAUUUGAAAUGUUUCAUACUUGGGUGUAAAAAACAAACAAAAAAAAUGGCGGUGGAAGCGCUCACUUUAAAAGCGCACUCACUUUGUUCUUUGUUGCUCCUGUGAUGCAGAAGUCUAAAAAAAAAAAAAAAUGCUUUUAACGUAAAAGAGCCAUUGAGAGGAAAGUUGGUGGGAAAACUUUGACAAAUCAUUGAUUUCUAUCAGGAUUUUAUAAAUAUAUAUACGUAUAUUAUAAAAAAAAAAAAAAAAAAGAAUGUUUGGUUGUGUUUCGGGGCUUCUCAAUGUUGGUUGCUCUUCUCACGGCACAAAAUAAUUUUUAACCAUUUUUUUUUUUUAGUCAAACUAAAACUGAAUCAUGAAAUUGUACAAUCGCCCCUCAAAGAGUUUUUGACUAAGUCAAAAAAAAAAAAAAAAAGGUGAUAAUGUGACGUUAUCACGUAAAUAUUUAUUGCAAUUUGAUCUCUAUGCACACUUAAGUUUGCACAUCCUGUUUCUUAGAGCGAGAUGUCGUUGUCCCCCCUCAAGUAUUUGGCCUCUUUAUUUUGAAUUUUUUUGGUUCCACCCCCCUUCGGCGCAGCUCCUCCUCGCCAAACUUGAAUCCAAAUUGUUUUCGUAAACCUCACUCGAAAGAUUUGACAUGAAAUGUCCCUGAAAUGCGGCAAAGAUGAGGAGUGAGCACGAGCACUCGUGGAAUAAGCUAAAAUUUGAACGCCAAACCUCUGGUGCUUUUUUUUUUUGUUUUCUUUUGUUGUCGUCGAUGUUUGUGUUCUCUCUCUCUCUGGACAUAUUUACCUCAUUUUGCCAGCUGCCAACAAGACGCAGGCGGCGCACUGCUCAGUCCACUUAAGUGUUUUUGAAAUUAAUUUUUUGUUUUUUGUUGGAUUUCUCCUCAGCGGCAGAAGUGGUUGUGAUGCAUUCAAGGACCCGUGUACAGUACUGUAACAUGUCGGCGCUUUGUGACGUACUGUGUGAUGCUUUUUCUCUUAUUUUUUUUCUUCUUCUGGGAUCUUUUCUAGAGGAAAUCCUCUCUGACGAGCAGUGGCGGUUUUAUAAACUUGUCAUCCUUAAAAAAAAAAAAAAAAAAGCUGAAAAAGAAAAUGCAAGCUGAUUUUUUUUGUGUACGACAAAGGCUAAGAGGCAUGAUUUUAACCUUUUUCUGACAACUUGUAGAUGUUGUAGUUGAUGACUUUAAUUGAAUUUGAAAACUGAUUGAGUGAUUUCAAGGAUUUCUUUCUCCAAUUAAACGUCUUCUAUGACUGA
Molecule: messenger RNA, 5436 nt
Organism: Syngnathus typhle (broad-nosed pipefish)
Lineage: Eukaryota; Metazoa; Chordata; Actinopteri; Syngnathiformes; Syngnathidae
Gene: zbtb45
Product: zinc finger and BTB domain containing 45
Exons: 7
Coding region: 664-2667 (667 amino acids)
Biological process (GO): regulation of transcription by RNA polymerase II
Cellular component (GO): nucleus
Molecular function (GO): DNA-binding transcription factor activity, RNA polymerase II-specific; protein binding; RNA polymerase II cis-regulatory region sequence-specific DNA binding
Source: RefSeq, a predicted model, not a curated record